Molecule: messenger RNA, 4852 nt
Organism: Ostrea edulis (European flat oyster)
Lineage: Eukaryota; Metazoa; Mollusca; Bivalvia; Ostreida; Ostreidae
Exons: 7
Coding region: 668-3721 (1017 amino acids)
Source: RefSeq, a predicted model, not a curated record
CGAUAGGAUUGUGGGUUUAAGGCACCAGUAGACAUAUUUAGUUCACCUUUGUUAGCUUCGGCAAAUUUCGGAAAUCUUCGGCGGUUUUGGUUGCAAAUCCGUUCAACACGUAGCUACUUUUGGUGAUUUGGUUCUGAAACUACUCAGAAAUGCACAUUUCUCGUCUGAUUACACGUGUUUUGUUUUUUCUUAAGGUUUGUUUUAGGGUGCAUGGCACAGAGUCGUUUUGUAAAAUCUCCAGAGGGUUUCAUACAAAUAUAUAUUCAAUAUUGCUGUAUGACAAGCCAUUGUCAGAAUUAAAUGGAACUUAGCAUGACAAUUUAUAAUUUAAACUUCUUUGUUAUUUCAAAAUGAAAAUAAAGGAAAGAAAACCAUAAAUUGUAUAACUUUUUUUAGUUCACUGAUUUUGCAAAUACGAUUAUCUCUCCGACUUUCUGUGAUUAAAUACAUCCUAAUGGGUGCAAUGACGUGUUUCAAAGCCAAUGGCCAGAGCAAGUCUCUACCGAAGUAAAUCGUAUAUAGAUUUUCCCUUUGUGUUAAAUUAAAACCAUCGUGAUUUUUUCAUAUGCCACAUCACAUGAACGAGUUUCAAUCGAUUUUAUCAUCAAAAUUGAUGUUUGCCAACCUAUACAAAUCGGGUACUCGGUAAUAAGGUUCUAUUCGGAUAAUGUCCGGAAAUACUGAACAAGCGAAAAAGUCCAAGGGGAGAAAACCGCCAUCUUAUCAUAGCAGGCAGAUCCCCCCACCUAAACCGCCGAAGACCUUGAAAGAAGACAUUUUCAGUGAGGAGAAAUACAAGUUUGUCGAUGACUAUGUUCUUAAUGCGCCUCCAAAGCUUCUCAUGGGGUCCUUUAAAGAACUCAUCAGAUACCUCACGGCUGAGGAAGACUGGGAUGAUCUCGCUAAGGCGCGCGCCAUCUUCCGGUGGGUGACCGCCAUUGAUGUGUACAGUUUAAGGGUGGAUAGUGAUCCUCCUGCCCACUCACCAUUGGAGUACUUCACUAAAAUCCAAAAAAACCAAGGCAACCAUGCUCACCUGGUUUCAGGAUUAUGUCAAAUGGCAGGUUUACCUUGUGUAAUCAUCAGUGGUAUGAACAAAAGCGCUGCCUACGAAAUUGGAAAGAAAUGUGAACGGAAGCAAAUGGGUGCACAGUGGAAUGCCGUAUUUAUCAAAGAUGACUGGAGAUUCCUGGACGCCUUUUGGGCCUCUGCCUGCGUUGUCGGGAAGAAGUCCAGUGAUUGGACACUUGUUGACAAUGAUGGUAAUGUGACGCAGGAGGAGGAGGAGGAGGAAUCGGAAGGGGAAACACAACAUCGUGUCAAUGAAUUCUACUUCCUUCCUAAUCCCGACCAAUUGAUAUGGACGCACUUUCCGGAUGAGCAGGAUUGGCAGCUAUUGGUGAAACCAAUCUCGGUCAAGGAUUACGAAAGUCACGUGUACGUUAGAGAGAGGUUCUACUACCUUGGAAUCAACUUUACACCUAAAAGCGAAACAAAAUGUGUACUUACGGCAAAAGAUGGGGAAAUCUCUCUUCCUUUCACUUUACCUGCAGAAGAAAGCGAAUUCUAUAGGUUCAAAUACAUGCUUUAUAAAAAUAAAUCGGCAGGUGGGGAGGACACUGGAGCGGAUGUUAAUCUCGAUAGGUUUGUAUUGUUCGAGCAUACAGCCGACAGUCUUCGUUUCGCGUUGAGAUUUCCUUUGGCGGGGAAAUUUAAAAUGGACAUAUUUGGGUUAGACGUGCGACACUCUGAUAUCUUUGAUUUGACCUGCACAUACCUCAUUCAUUGUCCAGAAGCUCAGAAGAAUUGCCUUCCAUUGCCAGAUUGCCCGCCCAUUGGUUGGGGUUUCGGUGGUGAUGCCAAAAAUGCUGGAUUGGAGGCAAAAUCCCACGAUGGCGCAAUUAUCAUAACAAAAGAUGGAAAAGUUGAAAUAAAACUAGGCGCACAUAAAGACAUUCGAUUGCAUCAGCUGUUGAAAAACACAAUAGUUGACGAGGCAACUCUUAGCAAAUACGCAGUGAUUCGAGAGGAGAAUGGUGAAUUUAUCGUCGACAUUCGAUUACCACAAGGAGGAGAAUAUGCCAUGAAAUUAUAUGCAAAUGAGGAUGGAGAAGAUGGAGAGGCUGGUAACGUUUUGAAUUAUCUCAUCAAAUGCAACGAGAAGAAUCUGACGAACAAACCUUUCCCGAACGUCACUGAUGGUUUCAUUGGAAAGAAAUCGAUUGCUGAUGCCUUGGGUGUAAAAGCUUUAUCCCACAAAGAAGGCAAAAUCCAUUCGAAAGAUGGAAAAUUAAAAUUGGAAUUCCAGGCUAAAAACAAUAUGGAACUUGUAUGUGAGCUUCACAGCAAUGAUCCUAACGCCACAAAGCAUAUGAAAGUCUAUCCUAAAGAAGUGAAUGGGAAGUGGAUAUUUGAUGUGGACAUGCCCAUCGAAGGGGAAUAUUCAGUGAACGUUUUUGCCAAGAAAAAGGGUGAUGGUAACAAGAGGAUUUAUAAUGUACAUUCCUACAUGAUCCAGUCGGAUGGGCAUGCUUUAGAAGAUGGGGAAGAUAACGAAUCAAAAACCGGAGAUGACUCUAAAGAAGAAAUUAAAGUAGUCACCGAAACCGUUCAAACAUCAGAAAAAGAAAUUUUGAUACCAGUACCCAAAGGCUUCGACAACGUCGUUGCAUGUCUUCAUAGGAGACAUGCAGACGAUCUUCCAAAUGCGCAAGAGAUGGAAUUUAUGGAGCAAGACGGAAUGAAAUUAUUCAAGGCCACUUUUGACGAAUACGGAGAAUACAUUAUGGAUCUCUACCAAAAAGACGAAAAUGGCCAAGUGAAGAACAUAGCUAGGUACCAAGUCAAUAGGAAACCAGCUUCUGAGCUGUACCAAGAUGACGCUCGCUUGUUGAUGGAGCAGCUGCAGUCCGACAUGCAACAAAACCGCGAUGACGAACAGCGAAUGCAGGAUGAAGCAAACCAGGAACUCGGAGCUCUCAAGAAAGACAUUCAAAAAGCAAUGGACUUAAAAAAUCCAGAGAUGCUUGAAAGGAGUAUAGCAGCGUUCGAAGCAACAAACCCACCGGAAAAUGAUAAAAUGUUGCAGAAGGCAAAGAGGCUUCUAGAACUCCUAAGAGCAAAAGAAGAGCUAAAUACAGCAUCACACAGCCGAGACUUAGAGCAGCUGGACAAGGCAAUCAAGCGAGCCAAAGAAGCUAACUAUGACAGUCUUCUGGAUCUACAAAUUGUCAUGGCAGGCCGUCUCAGGGAUCAGCUACACAGAAUAGAGAAACUCCGCCAUUCUGUUCUUAACAUGGACAAGAGAACAGUAUCCGAGAUCCGCAACUACGGAAAUCCACCAGAUGGCGUUCACCAGUCAAUCCAGGCGGCGUGUUUGCUACUUGGACACACCAAAAAGGAGGUCAAGGAGUGGAAAACGUGCCAGAUCAUCUUAGGGAAGACCGGCAAAGAAUCAAUAAUGCGUCACAUAUCCAACUUUGACCCCAAAGACUGUUACCUAGAUGUAGCCCUGUCAUCUAAAAUGCUGCUUGAACCGUAUUCACUGGAACAGAUUCGUGACGUCAGCGCCGGGGCUGCUACGUUUUUUGUUUGGGCCAAAGGUAUGAUUGAGGAAGUAGAGGCGACAGGUGGCGCUGAGAGACCAGACGAUAAAAUGAAAGACAAGACCACCACCAAAAAGGGAAAAUCCACACCAGGCUCCAAGAAAAAGAAGAAGUAGACUCCAAAGGCUGAAAGCGUCACCGAGAAUGCAAAUUCCUAGAAAUAUUUCUUAUUGGAUCUGAAUGACAAUCAGUGUUAUUAUGUUAGUCAUAUGCCUUGUUGAAUAUUGCUGCUGAAUAUUUAAGUGGUAAAAGAAUGCUCGAAAUUAAGUUCAUAUGUUGUUCAUCUAAAUCUCACACCUGAAGAAAUUAUUCAAUUAGUAUAUGGUGAAAUGAAAACAUGAUAAAAUCACGAUUUAUAGACUAUCAUAUGCAUGCAUAUUUCCCCCUGAACACGUCAUUUUAGUUUAAAUACUUGUAAUCGAGGGUAAGGAUAUAGUUUCAUGAUAUUCACCAAUCUUUAUGUAUCCCCAUACUACAGCAGAUUAUGAACGUUUCUCCAAUUCAAACAUGAAAAAGAGGUGUGUGGGUUUUUCUUCUUUUUUUUUUAAACAAAGGAAACGCAAACAAAAAUAGCUAUUGUCUGUGAUGGAUAUUAAUACAUGAUAAUGUUUUAUGCUGCACAAUAUUUUAAAAAAUUUCAUUGGAUUUUUUUUUAAUGUUGAAUGUAAUUAGAAGUUAGAGUGCAUUUAUUUUGUGAAAUAUGUUGCGAUUUACACUUUUACGCAUACAUGUAUUUUAAUUUUUUUCGGAAAACACUGGGUUAUAUAAAACAGUGUUGAUUUUACUCACGUGUUAAUUCUACUCCGUCCAAGUUUUCCUUGCACAAUGUAUUUCUCAGUUUGUAAGCCAUUAAUAGAGCAGACCACGGAGGAAUCUUGUAAAAAUAGCUAAUAUUCUAUGAUACCGCAGAUAUAUAGAUAUAUAUAUAUAUAUACAUGUAUUAUAUAUAUAUAUAUACUUUCUACAGACUAUAUAUUUUAUCAGAUACUGAAGUCAAAAGAACGACAUUUCUGGUGGUUAAGGGUCCUGAUAUUAAUCACGGUUAGAUUUGAGCAAUUAGAGAAAAAAAAAUAUUAAUUAGAUUUUUUUUUUCAUUUUUAGCCCCUAUCUUCAAUAAGUCACAAUCUGCAUGAUUCUUACAGGGACUGCUACUCAAUUAGGAAACGAAUUCCCGUCCUAUAUAUUUUAUUUUUUUUAAAUUUAUUUUUCGUUUUGUUACUUAUGAUUUAAUAAAUGCAUCAUCAAUA